This is a messenger RNA of Emys orbicularis (European pond turtle), 3129 nucleotides long. RefSeq names its product protocadherin 10 (gene PCDH10). The record is from RefSeq and is a predicted model, not a curated record. The coding region runs from base 1 to 3129 and encodes 1042 amino acids. Gene Ontology annotation, biological process: homophilic cell-cell adhesion. Gene Ontology annotation, cellular component: plasma membrane. The transcript is spliced from 5 exons. Gene Ontology annotation, molecular function: calcium ion binding. Lineage: Eukaryota; Metazoa; Chordata; Testudines; Emydidae.
AUGAUUGUGCUAUUCCUCCUUGCCUUGCUCUGGAUGGUGGAGGGAGCCCUUUCUCAGCUUCACUACACGGUGCAAGAGGAGCAGGAGCAUGGCACGUUCGUGGGGAAUAUCGCCGAGGACCUGGGCUUGGACAUUACAAAACUUUCGGCUCGCCGCUUCCAGACGGUACCCAACUCUCGGAGCCCUUACCUAGAGCUCAACCUGGAGACUGGGGUGCUGUACGUGAACGAGAAGAUCGACCGGGAGCAGAUCUGCAAGCAGAACCCCCCCUCCUGCCAGCUGCACCUGGAGGUCUUUUUGGAGAACCCCCUGGAGCUGUUCCGGGUGGAGAUCGAGGUGCUGGACAUCAACGACAAUCCGCCCUCCUUCCCGGAGCCCGACCUGACCGUGGAGAUCUCCGAGAGCGCCACGCCGGGCACUCGCUUCCCACUGGAGAGCGCCUUCGACCCGGACGUGGGCACCAACUCGCUGCGCACCUACGAGAUCACCCCCAACAGCUACUUCUCGCUGGACGUGCAGACCCAGGGCGACGGCAACCGCUUCGCCGAGCUGGUGCUGGACAAGCCCCUGGACCGCGAGCAGCAGGCGGUGCACCGCUACGUGCUGACAGCGGUGGACGGGGGCCAACCCCAGCAGCGCACCGGCACCGCCCUGCUCACCAUCAGGGUGCUGGACUCCAAUGACAACGUGCCCGCCUUCGAGCAGCCCGUCUACACAGUGUCCCUGCCGGAGAACUCGCCACCGGGCACCCUGGUGCUGCAGCUCAACGCCAGCGAUCCGGACGAGGGCCAGAACGGCGAGGUCAUCUACUCCUUCAGCAGCCACAUCUCGGCGCGGGCCCGGGAGCUCUUCGGCAUCUCGCCGCGCACGGGGCGGCUGGAGGUGAGCGGCGAGCUGGACUACGAGGAGAGCAGCGUGUACCAGGUGUACGUGCAAGCCAAGGACCUGGGCCCCAACGCCGUGCCCGCCCACUGCAAGGUGCUGGUGCGGGUGCUGGACGCCAAUGACAACCCGCCCGAGAUCAGCUUCUCCACCGUCAAGGAGGCGGUGAGCGAGGCGGCCUCGCCGGGCACGGUGGUGGCCCUGUUCAGCGUCUCGGACCGGGACUCGGAGGAGAACGGGCAGGUGCAGUGCGAGCUGCUACAGGGCGACGCGCCCUUCCGCCUCAAGAGCUCCUUCAAGAACUACUACACCAUCGUCACCGAGGGGCCGCUGGACCGCGAGCAGCCGGGAGGCGACGCCUAUACCCUCACGGUGGUGGCGCGGGACAUGGGCGAGCCGGCGCUGAGCACCAGCAAGUCCAUCCAGGUGCGGGUGAGCGACGUGAACGACAACGCGCCGCGCUUCAGCCAGCCCCUCUAUCAGGUCUAUGUGAGCGAGAACAACGUGCCAGGCGCCUACAUCUACGCCGUGAGCGCCACCGACCGGGACCAGGGCGCCAACGCCCAGCUCGCCUACUCCAUCCUGGAGAGCCAGAUCCAGGGCAUGUCCGUCUUCACCUACGUCUCCAUCAACGCCGAGAACGGCUUCCUCUACGCCCUGCGCUCCUUCGACUACGAGCAGCUCAAAGAGUUCAGCUUCCAGGUGGAGGCGCGCGACGCGGGCGAGGAGCCCCAGCCCCUGGCCGGCAACGCCACCGUCAGCAUCAUCGUGGUGGACCAGAACGACAACGCGCCCGCCAUCGUCAGCCCCCUGCCCGGCCGCAACGGCACCCCGGCCCGGGAGGUGCUGCCGCGCAGCGCCGAGCCCGGCUACCUGGUGAGCCGGGUGGCGGCGGUGGACGCGGACGACGGGGAGAACGCGCGCCUCACCUACAGCAUCGCGCGGGGCAACGAGGCCAGCCUCUUCCGCAUGGACUGGCGCACCGGGGAGCUGCGCACCGCGCGCAAGGUGCCGGCCAAGCGCGACCCCCAGCGGCCCUUCGAGCUGGUGAUCGAGGUGCGGGACCACGGGCAGCCGCCGCUUUCCUCCACCGCCGCCAUCCAGGUGAUGCUGGUGGACAGCGCGGUGGAGCGCCAGGGAGGCGGCGGCCUGGGCGCGGGGGGUGGCGGGGGAGGGGCGGGAGGGGAGCAUCGCCCCAGCCGCUCCGGGGGCGAGACCUCGCUGGACCUGACCCUCAUCCUGAUCAUCGCCCUGGGCUCCGUGUCGUUCAUUUUCCUGCUGGCCAUGAUCGUGCUGGCCGUGCGCUGCCAGAAGGAGAAGAAGCUCAACAUCUACACCUGCCUGGCCAGCGACUGCUGCCUGGGCUGCUGCUGCUGCUGCCCCUGCUGCAGCCGCCAAGCCCGGGCUCGCAAGAAGAAGCUGAGCAAGUCGGACAUCAUGCUGGUGCAGAGCUCCAGCGUACCCAGUAACCCGGCCCAGGUCCCCGUGGAGGAAUCGGGCAGCUUCGGAUCCCACCAUCACAACCAGAACUACUGCUACCAGGUCUGCCUCACUCCGGAGUCAGCCAAGACCGACCUGAUGUUCCUCAAGCCCUGCAGCCCAUCUCGGAGCACUGACACUGAGCACAACCCCUGCGGAGCCAUAGCGACAGGUUACACUGACCAGCAACCAGACAUCAUCUCCAAUGGCAGCAUAUUGUCCAACGAGACAAAACAUCAGCGUGCAGAGCUCAGUUAUCUAGUUGAUAGACCCCGACGGGUAAACAGUUCUGCAUUCCAGGAAGCAGACAUAGUAAGCUCUAAGGACAGUGGUCAUGGAGACAGCGAGCAAGGAGACAGUGAUCAUGAUGCCACUAAUCGAGGUCAAUCCUCUGGCAUGGAUCUCUUCUCCAAUUGCACAGAGGAAUGUAAAGCGCUGGGCCACUCGGAUCGGUGCUGGAUGCCCUCCUUUGUCGCAUCCGAUGGACGCCAGGCUGCAGAUUAUCGCAGCAAUCUGCAUGUGCCCGGUAUGGACUCUGUUCCAGACACUGAAGUGUUUGAAACACCAGAAGCCCAGCCUGGAACAGAGAGGUCCUUUUCCACCUUCGGCAAGGAGAAGGCCCUUCACAAUACUCUGGAGAGGAAGGAGUUGGAUGGACUGCUGACUAAUACACGAGCGCCUUACAAACCACCAUAUUUGAAAGUGUCUUUCUUUCUUUCCUGCAGCGCGGAAAAGGAUAUGCUAGUCAAUUCUACAGGACUUACCUGA